CGGUCAGUACUGGGGAUAAUUUAGGAUCUUAUCAGUUUUUUGUUUCUUUGCCAAUGUUCAGACCUCAGAUGGAUUGGUAGACGGACAGAGGAGAAUGGAGGGAAUCCAUCUGUUUGAUUUGGCCAAUUUAGCCACUGGGACGCCGGGAGCAGUGAACUUCAGAGCCCUUCACACUCUCCUUCAUGUCAUCCUGAAACACCUAGACAUCCAGGAUGUUCAGAUAGAGCUGCCUGAAGGGGGUGCCCAAUGGGACCCACCAACAGGAGAAGACAGGUGUGACCCACCAUCUGGAAGAGUCGAGUGUGACCCACCAUCAGGAGGAGUCAGGGGUGACCCGCCAUCAGGAGGAGUCAGGGGUGACCCACCAUCAGGACGAGUUGUGUAUGACCCACCAUUAGGAGGAGUCAGGGGUGACCCACCAUCUGGAAGAGUCGGGUGUGACCCGCCAUCAGGAGGAGUCAGGGGUGACCCACCAUCAGAAGGAGUCGGGGGUGACCCACCAUCAGGACGAGUUGUGUAUGACCCACCAUUACGAGGAGUCAGGCGUGACCCACAAUCUGGAGGAGUCAGGGGUGACUCACCAUCAGGAGGAGUCGGGGGUGACCCACCAUCAGGAGGAGUUGGGGGUGACCCACCAUCAGGAGGAGUUGAGGGUGACCCACCAUCAGGAGGAGUCGGGGGUGACCCACCAUCCGGAGGAGUCGGGGGUGACCCACCAUCAGGAGGAGUCGGGGGUGACCCACCAUCAAGAGGAGUCGGGGGUGACCCACCAUCAGGAGGAGUCGGGGGUGACCCACCAUCAGGAGGAGUCGGGGGUGACCCACCAUCAGGAGGAGUCGGGGGUGACCCACCAUCAGGAGAUGACCUGGUGAGGAAAGGAGAGAAGGGGCAGGAGGACAACAUGGAGCGCAGGAUCCUGCACCUGGAGGAACAGCUGGAGGUGCUCAACAAACUUCCCUCUGGAUUAGAGCUGAUGGAAAAGAGCAAAUCCGUCCAGCAGGGCGGCAGCGGAGCAGUGUCAGACAUGUGGCAGAUGAUGCAGCUCCGGAGGAGGGUGGAGAUGAAUGAGGAAGGAGUGUGUAAGGCUAUGACACUGCUGCAAGACCUCAUGACAGAGAUGAACACCAUAAAAGAGGCACAGCGCAAAGACACAGACAUAAUCGGUUACAUCAACACCACCAUAGGUCAACUCCAGGAGAAAUGUGAGAACCUGAACAAGACCACCCAGACUCUGAUCCAGGACCAUGAGGAGAACCAGAAACACAUUGAGGACACAGACGUUACCAGUGACAUCAAGACCACCAUAGACCAGCUCAAGGAUGAAUGUGAGAACCUGAGAAAGACCACCAAGACUCUAAUCCAGGACCAUGACGAGAACAAGAAACACAUUGAGACCCUUUACCAAGAAGUUGGCAAACUGGAGAACAAGAAAGCUGACAAAGAAGUUAUUGGGCUGGAGGCUGCCGCUACCCCCAUAGGCCAGCUCCAGGAGGAAUGUGAGACCCUGAACAAGACCACCAAGACUCUAAUCCAGGACCAUGAACAGGAACAGAAAGACAUAGAGUUUGACGCACUUCAUGGGAUAUUAACAACUACAGCAUCUCCUUCAUCCACCCUGCUAGCCAUAAGUGUCCCCGGACAGUCUGACAGCUCCACCCCAGGAUCUACUGUCGCUGUAGAGACCACAUGUCCAGCCGGCACCAUCGACAUAGUGAAGAAAUUCAGCAAAAUCGGCAGCCAGUUUGAAGACCUACAGAACUUGGUGACAGAUUAUACAUCUGUAGAGGCAACUGGGACAGAUCUAGGGGCAGACAGGAAGGCAUCUGAGCCUCACAUUAAGGACAUAAUCGGUUCCAUCAAGACGACCAUAGGUCAACUCCAAGAUGAACGUGAGAACCUAAACAAGACCACCAUUGACCAGCUCCAGGUAGGAGGUGAGAACCUAAACAAGACCAUCGAGACUCUGAUCCAGGACUAUGAACAGACUCAGAAACACAUUGAGACCCUUUACCAAGAAGUUGGCAAACUGGAGAACAAGAAAGCCGACAGAGAAGUAAUUGGGCUGGAGAUUGACUUGAAAGCAGACAAGUGUGCGCUGGAGAGGAAAGUUAGCUACUCUCGCUUUGAUGUCACCACAGAACAUCUGGGUAGAAUGAUUGAGGAUCUGCUUGAGAAAGUGGACGCUCAUGAAGAAGACUGGCAGAGCCUAUUGGAGAAAAUUAAUGUGGAGAUGCAGAACAAACUGGAUCGCAUGGAGAUUGAUCCACUGAAGAACAUUUUGGAACAACGCUGGAAAGACCUUUGUCGACAGCUGCAGCAACAUCCACCACAGUAUGAGGCUGAUGAAGCUGCGGGGAUCAGAAGGCAGCUGAUGACAAGAUUUCACUGCAUCUCCUGUGACCGCCCUGUGUAUAUGAAGGUGCCCGGCCCAUUACAGUCAGGGACACCUCAGCCAAGACGCGAGGCCUCGCAGCCAGAGAUGAGCCUCAACCACCGGCGCGGUGCCCAUACCCACAUGCGUCAGGAGAUAUCAAGAGUUCAGCUGCAAACCUCCGGGAAGAUCUGCCAUCUCCUGCCAGCACAUGACGCCACCCAGAAGAGGCUCUCCAGAACGUCCAGCUCCAACCAGGGACGUAAUCGCUUACCAGAUCUGGAUAGGUCCAGAUAUAGGACCGUCCCUCGAAACUGUGGAGGAAGUCACACAUUGACCUUCACGCAGAAGAAUCUUACAAAGAUCAGCACCUCAUGUACUUUACAAAAGAGAGCGGCAGCUGAGGUUGGCCUGAAGGAGCGCCCUCAACUUCCAAUGGAUGGACUGGACAUCGAAAGAACACAAACAGAAAAUCAUCCUUAAAAAAAAAAAAAAGAAUACAUAUAUUAUUAAAAAAUAAAAACACCAAAAUAUCCCAUUUGUGGUGGUUGCGGCUU
Messenger RNA from Hyla sarda, 2928 nucleotides. Its product is annotated as translation initiation factor IF-2-like. Lineage: Eukaryota; Metazoa; Chordata; Amphibia; Anura; Hylidae. The transcript is spliced from 16 exons. The record is from RefSeq and is a predicted model, not a curated record. The coding region runs from base 95 to 2854 and encodes 919 amino acids.